ACGAAACGUCAAAUGACUUGAGUUUUGUGUUUCAGUGAAAUUGAGAUUGAUAUAAUUUUUAAAUUAAAAUGCCUGCUGGAACGUCUACCAUGGACCCUUUGAGGGAGAAGGGGUUUCAGGACUACAGAAAGAAGUUGAUGGAACACAAAGAAGUAGAAUCCAGACUCAAGGAUAUGAGAGAACAGUUAAAAGACUUAACUAAACAGUAUGAUAAGAGUGAAAACGACCUAAAAGCCCUACAGAGCGUUGGUCAAAUUGUAGGAGAAGUACUGAAACAGCUGACUGAAGAAAAGUUCAUCGUGAAAGCAACUAACGGUCCGCGCUAUGUUGUCGGCUGCCGGCGUCAAUUGGACAAGAACAAGCUUAAGGGAGGCACCCGUGUAGCUUUGGAUAUGACCACACUGACCAUUAUGAGGCAUUUGCCAAGAGAGGUUGACCCUCUGGUGUACAACAUGAGUCACGAGGACCCUGGAGACGUCACAUACUCUGCCAUAGGAGGUCUGCAGGAACAGAUCCGGCAGCUGCGAGAGGUGAUUGAGCUGCCACUGAUGAACCCGGAGCUGUUUGUUCGAGUCGGUAUCACUCCGCCGAAAGGCUGUCUGCUGUACGGACCUCCUGGCACGGGCAAGACUCUGCUGGCCAGAGCUGUGGCUUCACAACUCGAUGCUAACUUCUUAAAAGUGGUAUCAUCGGCCAUCGUGGACAAAUAUAUCGGCGAGUCUGCGCGUCUGAUCCGCGAGAUGUUCAACUACGCGCGCGACCAUCAACCUUGCAUCAUCUUCAUGGACGAAAUUGACGCUAUUGGCGGCCGUCGUUUUUCCGAAGGCACCAGCGCCGAUCGCGAGAUCCAACGUACUCUGAUGGAACUCCUGAACCAGAUGGACGGGUUCGACUCCUUGGGGCAGGUGAAGAUCAUCAUGGCCACCAACCGCCCUGAUACCCUGGACCCUGCGCUGCUGAGACCAGGGAGACUGGACAGGAAGAUUGAGAUUCCUCUGCCGAAUGAGCAGGCCAGGCUCGAGAUUCUCAAAAUCCACGCGCUACCGAUCGCUAAGCACGGAGAAAUGGACUACGAGGCCGUCGUCAAGUUGUCCGACACCUUCAACGGCGCUGAUCUCCGUAACGUUUGCACUGAGGCUGGCCUCUUCGCUAUUAGGGCUGAGAGGGAAUAUAUCAUUCAGGAGGAUCUGAUGAAGGCGGUCCGCAAGGUGGCAGACAACAAGAAACUUGAGAGCAAGUUGGACUACAAGCCCGUUUAAACUUAUUUUCUAUUCUAACACUAUAUACUAUGUAUUUACUCUAAUAAACGUCUAGAAAUUUUA
Molecule: messenger RNA, 1322 nt
Organism: Leguminivora glycinivorella
Lineage: Eukaryota; Metazoa; Arthropoda; Insecta; Lepidoptera; Tortricidae
Gene: Rpt4
Product: 26S proteasome regulatory subunit 10B
Exons: 9
Coding region: 69-1259 (396 amino acids)
Biological process (GO): positive regulation of RNA polymerase II transcription preinitiation complex assembly
Cellular component (GO): proteasome regulatory particle, base subcomplex; cytosolic proteasome complex
Molecular function (GO): ATP hydrolysis activity; ATP binding; proteasome-activating activity
Source: RefSeq, a predicted model, not a curated record